Oryctolagus cuniculus (rabbit) is the source of this 980-nucleotide messenger RNA. RefSeq names its product mitochondrial ribosomal protein S26 (gene MRPS26). Lineage: Eukaryota; Metazoa; Chordata; Mammalia; Lagomorpha; Leporidae. Gene Ontology annotation, cellular component: mitochondrial small ribosomal subunit. The record is from RefSeq and is a predicted model, not a curated record.
GCCCCGCGCGCACUUCCGGGUCCCGGCGGAGGCGCGGGGUCGCGGGCGGUGGGAGCCGAGGGGAUCAUGCUCCGGGCGCUGGGCGGCCUGGGCCUCCUGGGCGCGCGGCCCGCGUGCCGGCCUCCAGCCCUGCUGCUGCUGCCCGCGCGCGGCCGCAAGACCCGCCAUGAUCCGCCGGCCAAGUCCAAGGUCGGGCUCUUGAAGACCCCGCCCGCGGUGGACCCUGCGGAGUGCUACGUGCUGAUGGAGCGUUACCGGCAGUACCGCCAGACCGUGAGCGCGCUCAGGAUGGAGUUCGUGGCCGAGGUGCGGAAGAAGGUGCACGAGGCCCGGGCCGGGGUCCUGGCGGAGCGCAAGGCGCGAGAGGACGCCGCCGAGCACCGGGAGCUGAUGGCCUGGAACCAGGCGGAGAACCAGCGGCUGCACGAGCUGCGGAUAGCGAGGCUGCGGCGGGAGGCGCUGGAGCAGGAGCAGCGGCAGGCGGAGGAGCAGGCCCGCCAGGCCCAGGAGGCGCAGGCCUGGGCGAAGCUCAAGGAGCUCGAAGUGCUGCAGCUGCAGGAAGAGGCGAAAAACUUCAUCACCCCAGAGAACCUGGAGGCACGGGUGGAGGAGGCGCUGGACUCCCCGAAGAGCUACAACUGGGCCGUCACCAGGGAGGGGCUGGUGGUCCGGCCGCAGCACAGGGGCUCCUAGAGUCCAGUGAGGACAUGCCGCCCCUGGGCGCCGCGCGUGGGGACCGGAAGGUUCCGCCUUUGCCAGCGCAGCCCCGGCUUUCCGGCUUUCACAUGUGCCACUCGGCCAGGUCUAACACGGUGCCCUGUCCUCCCGCAGGAACAACCUCAGGACAGCCCCGACCCUGCCGUGGUCAGAACGGGCCGCUUCCUAUCCCGAUUAGCCUCGAGGCCAGUGGUUGGCAAAGUACAGUCCGCAGCCAAACGUGACCUGCUGUUUUUGUAAAUAAUAAUAAAGUUUUAUUGGAA